This is a messenger RNA of Lecanosticta acicola, 1050 nucleotides long. NCBI's taxonomy places the organism in Eukaryota, Fungi, Ascomycota, Dothideomycetes, Mycosphaerellales, Mycosphaerellaceae. The record is from the annotation of a GenBank genome assembly.
AUGUUCACUUCUGCCGUACUCCUCGCUCUGGCUGACUUGGUCGUCGGCAGCGUUCUUUGGGAUGGCCGACUCAACAACUACACCGAUGCCUCGUUCCUUGACGACUGGUCAUGGUCAAACCAAAACGGACCUUACCAAUACUACAUCCAUGGAAGCGGCUCGAGAGAUAAGUACGUCACCAUGUCAGCAAGUUACAAGAAUCCCGCGGACACCGGCUCCAAUCAAGGCCUUCGCAUCACGAUUGACAACACCUCAUCCUGGAACGACCAAACCAUGAUGCGCACCGAAUUGAUACCUCAGACUAAGGCGGCCAUCAAUGCCGGCAAGGUGUUCUACCACUUCUCUAUGCAGCAUACGGGCACCAACCCGCCUUCUCAGGAUGAAGAGCAUCAGGUAUGCUUCUUUGAGAGCCAUUUCACGGAGAUGAAAUACGGAACCUCCGAAUCUUCCAGCAACCUACUUCACUGGUAUGCAAAUAGCGAGAGCCAAUGGAACGUCACUUUUGAGGCGGGUGUUUGGCACAACAUUGCCUACGGUAUCGACUUCGACGCUCAGACUGUCACCUUCUACCACUCCACAGCGUCGGACGAUUUGGUCGAGAUUGCAGGUCCUAUCUCUGCGAGCACCUCUUCCAACGGGGCCGACUGGCAUCUCGGUGUUCUUCGGCUGCCAGCUUCAGGGAGCAGGGGCGCAGCGACAGAAGAUUGGCUCUUCUCCGGAGUCUACAUCGAGAGCGGUGACCUCACCAAGUCGAUCAGUGGUCCUGGAAACUCGUCGACUUCGAGCUCUGUAGUAGCUCGAGCGGCGUUUUCCACACUCGCCGCUAUGCCGAGACAAGCGACAACUUUCCAGACCAUCGCGUUGGCCAGCAAUCCGGCUUUCGUAUUCACUGGCAGGCUUCCCGAAUCAACCACUGCUGCCGCCUCAUCCUUUCUUGAGGUCAAUCCCGCCAUCUCCUCGUUCGCAAAAGCGCUAAGUUCUGUCGCCGCGACUCUCACGGCUCCGGAAGUUGCUGCCACUACAACAUGUGUCCCGUCAAUAUCAGGUUGA